Messenger RNA from Plasmodium gonderi, 510 nucleotides. RefSeq lists its product as hypothetical. The transcript has a single exon. NCBI's taxonomy places the organism in Eukaryota, Apicomplexa, Aconoidasida, Haemosporida, Plasmodiidae. The record is from RefSeq and is a predicted model, not a curated record. The coding region runs from base 1 to 510 and encodes 169 amino acids.
AUGAGGAAUUAUUUACUAGGUUUCAUCAUUCUGCUGUUUAUUUUCGAAUGUGAGAGUUACGUCAUAAAAUGGAGAAAAAAUUUAAACGUAAAUGUUCCUAUUCGAUGUAGACAGAAUAAAAACAAAACCAACACCCCAAGUGCAUUUCGAAGUUACAUGAAAAGGUUAAGAAAUGCAACAGUUGAAAUUGAUAUUGAAAAUAGAAAAGAUUUAACGAAACUUGAAAUUAUAAAAAUGUUUUUAAAAGGUGUAAAGGAGUGUAAAAAUGUGGAAUAUUUAAAAGAAAAGGCAAAGGGAUAUGUACCCCCGACAACUAAAAGAAAAUUGAUGAAGCAAAAAAGAAUGGCAAACUUAAGAGCACAUGUAAAAAAUUGUAGAAUACGUAAACAAGAAGAAGUACCACCAGAAAAAAAUAUUCUAAAUUUUCCAAAAAAUCAGAUCAAAAAUAUAAAUGCUGCUGUCUUAUAUUUUCAGCAUUAUUUUGAAAAGUAUGAGCAAAAUACAAAUUAA